UAAUGUUGUCUUGUGUUUGCAUUCUAUUCCUGUAGCUGUGAGUUAUGAUGAUAUCAUUCUCCCCAGACUGGCGAUACACAUGUCAAACUAUGGCGGCGCUUAAUAAGGAUAUUUACUAUAGUCUUCUAAAUUUGGUAAAUCCAUCUCUAAUCCGCGGCUGUUGGUUUGAUCUUUAAACAAAUGCUUUCAUUGGAAGUGACAAAAGGGUCAUCUGAAUAGAAGGUGCUUGAGGACUAUGCGACUGUGCUAUCGAGUGGAUGACAGACACUGGGACACUGAGGUCUAAACCUACAGAUGGGAGAGGGAGAGUGCUGAUGCAUUUGGGACAAUACAAGUCACAUCCAUGGAUCUUAAGAAUAAGGAACUUUGCUGCAUAUCAUGUCCUGCACUGGAGAAGAUUUCCUGUAACCAUUAUGCAUCAUGAGCUAUUUCUUGGCUUUCUGCAAGUCCCAUCAUGGUUCGGUGUUUACUCAGUACCAGAUUCUUCGAUCUUAUGGCCACCUGUGUGAUGUGUCUCUCGUAGUGGAUGGACAUGAGUUCCCAGCACACAAGUCCUUGCUUGCUUGCUCAAGUGACUACUUCAGGGCAAUGUUUAAAGACUAUACAAGGGAAUCCAAAGCCUCUGUCAUCCAUCUAAAAGUCAUUACAGCAACAGGUCUUCAAAAUAUAUUGGAUUUUAUAUAUACAUCAUGGCUUUCUCUUUCCAUGAAUACUUUGGAAGACACAUUGGAAGCCGCAACUUACCUGCAAGUGAUGGAUGCAAUACCGUUAUGCAGCAAGUAUGUCAUCAAUAACUGUGACUUGGAAAACUGUUGUUUUUGUGCAAAUAUUGCAUUAAAGUAUUAUCUUCUAGAUGCUUUUGUGGAAAUAGAGAAGUACAUUAAUCAACAUCUUUGGGAGUUGUUACAAGAGGAUAUACAAGAGACUGAGCUGCUGGAAUUAAAUGCAAAGACGAUGAUCAGGCUAAUGCAGUCAGACGAUAUUCCAAAGGUGACUGAACAGUGUCUUAUGGAUUUGCUUCUAAAGUGGCUGAAGUAUGACAGAACCAGGCUGUUACAUGCUAAGGUGCUUUUUGAAAAUGUACGCUUUGGGCUCCUGUCACUGGAAACCCUUCGAAAACUCUACACACAGACUGCGGUUCCUUUAACACCAUCUAUCAAAAGUCUCAUUAUAAAAGCGAUCAAUUAUCAUUCAUUCCCUUCAAAGCAACCCAUCUUACAAGACAAGUAUAGCACCCAAAGGAACCAAAAGGGAUGGAUUCUACUAGUAGGAGGAACUGCCAAUGGAGAACUAGUGGAGAACGUUCUAGGCUUUGAUGUCUAUAGUCAUAAGUGGAGAAUGGUGACAAACCUGAAGAUGAAGGUUCAGCAUCACUGUACAUGUGUAAUCGGUAACUUUUUAUAUGUGCUGGGGGGAGAAACACCUGAAAAUCCAGAGAACAAUUUGAGCAGCACUUGUAUGUCGCCUACGAAUAUUGUUUAUCGCUUCGACCCAAGGUUCAGUCAAUGGAUGCAAGUCUCUGGAAUGUUGGAGAAAAGAGCUCAGUUCUCUUGUUGUGUUGUAGAUAACCAAAUAUUUGCAAUAGGUGGAAGGGGAGAUCGGAUGACUUUACAUUCAACAGUGGAAGUCUAUGAUAUAAGCAGAGAUACAUGGACAAAGUCUAAAGAGCUUCCUUUCAAAAUCCAUGGUCAGGCCAGUGCUGUACACAACAACAUUCUCUAUAUUUCUGGUGGAAAAUUUGAUGGACAGGGGAACAGCUGUAAAGAUGUGCACUCUUAUAACAAAUUACUAGGGCAGUGGAGAAAACAGGCCUCAAUGACAAUUGCGAGGUAUGGACACCAGAUGGCCACUGUUAAUGAUGCUAUAUUUACAUUUUUAGGAAUCUAUGAACCUUUCUCCGACAUAGAAAAAUAUGAUCCAUUAAACAAUCAGUGGACUCGUUUGAGGCCAAUGACCUUUGACCGUUUUUGCUAUGGUCUGGUUGUGGUAGAGCAAACUGUUCUUCUACUUGGAGGCAAGAAAUGGCAGGACUCUCAGGAGGUGGCAACGCACAAUAUUGUUGGGUAUGAUUCGGAAAAUGAUUGCUGGGAAGAAAUCUGCAGCCUAGCGUUUCCAUUCUGUGGUCUAAAGUGCGAUGUUCUACAGCUGUCUGACUCAAAUGAGAAUGAGGAAAAUCAAGUAGAACAGUUUACUCAGAUCAAAUGAUUCUACUGGUAAUAUAAUAAAUAAUAUGCAAAUUUACUUUUAGAAUAUUAAGUGGUUGUCCAGGAUUUAGAUUUGUUUAGAUUCAUUCCCCCCCCCCCCCCCAAAUCGCACCACCCAUGUCCAUACUUUGUAUUUGUAUUGUAACUCAGUUACAGUCAGAUGAUAAGGGCUCAGCUGCAGUUCUAGGCACAGCCUAUGAACAGGAUUGGCACUAUUUCUGGAAAAAGAGCAGCACUUUUUUUUUUUUUUUUAUCUCAGACAACCUCUUUGUAACACUUGUGUGGUUCUCCAUGGAUCCAUAACAUAGGGAGGUGCACAGAUAAUUCAAUAUCUAAGCUUGCUUAUCUAAGAUUAUCUAAUUCACGUGUCUAACACUGUUGUCAUCUGACAACCUAACUAAACAAGAAUUAUUGUAAGGUCCUAUAUGUUAAUAGCCAUAAUAACAUGGUAUGUGACAUAAGGAGGAGAAGAUAACGGGGUUAAGUCCUGGGAAAAAAAAGUGUGGAUUCUAGUGUGCAUUCUACUCUCACACUGGGCUAUAUGCAGGGUUCAAGUCCCCCAGGAACACAUGGGAACAGAGUUCCUACACUUUUUCCAUAGCAGAAACACUGUUCCCAUUAGCAGGAGUCCUGCAGGACCAGUCCUUGAGAUCUUAGGUGAGUUCCCCCACUUUCUUUUCCAGAACUUGACCACUGGCUAUUUGGCUAUCUGUUAAUAAUUUAUGCCUUGUUAUGUUAUUUAAUUACUCAGUUAUACACAUUUUUCUUAUACGCAUUUCUUAUACCUUUCUUAUCCAAUAAACAGUGGUUUGGAUUGUUAGUAAUAGCUUUCUGGCUGUAUUCAAUAUGUACAUAUAGGAGGAGAAUUAUCCAAACCUGUGUAGAGGAAAAGUAAAGCUGUUGUCCAUAGCAACCAGAUAUAUAUAUUUUUUAUUUUCCGGGGCCUUUUAAAAAAAAUGGAAGAAGCAAUCUGAUUGGUUGCUAUAGACAACUGUACUACUUUAAAGAGCUUUUGAUACAUCUCCUCCAUAGUGUAUGAUCAAAGUAGUCAAGCUGAGACAGAAGUCGUAUGCUUCUCACUUACAGGGUUAUAAUGUAUCAGUGUAUCAGUCAUUUCUCAGAGUUGAAUGGUUCCAGUAGGUUCUUGUUAUAGCCCUGAUCAGAUGAUAUUACUGAGAUAUAUUUAGUGUAUUUGUUUUUUUCUUUCUUUUCUUUUUCGUCUAUUUUUCUUUUGAAAUCAAUUAUGUUUUAUUGUUCCAAUGCAGAUGGAAUUAUGAAAAUAAAGAAACA
This is a messenger RNA of Hyla sarda, 3494 nucleotides long. RefSeq names its product kelch like family member 34 (gene KLHL34). Bases 421 to 2205 code for a protein of 594 amino acids. Lineage: Eukaryota; Metazoa; Chordata; Amphibia; Anura; Hylidae. The transcript has 2 exons. The record is from RefSeq and is a predicted model, not a curated record. Gene Ontology annotation, molecular function: protein binding.